Molecule: messenger RNA, 1393 nt
Organism: Nematolebias whitei (Rio pearlfish)
Lineage: Eukaryota; Metazoa; Chordata; Actinopteri; Cyprinodontiformes; Rivulidae
Gene: poc5
Product: POC5 centriolar protein homolog (Chlamydomonas)
Exons: 9
Coding region: 109-1203 (364 amino acids)
Cellular component (GO): centrosome
Source: RefSeq, a predicted model, not a curated record
AAGGGGCGUUGUUUGAGCGUCAGUCUGUUUGAAACGGCAAAGCAAGCACUUUCCAACUGACAACUUGAGGAAACGAACGAAUGUUCCCUUUUAUAAAAACGUAAACAAAUGUCAUCAGACGAAGAAGAAACAACCAGUCCGGUCCUGCCCAAAGACUCAGACCGGGGCAGCUCUGUAUCCUCUGAGCUUCAGGUGAUAAUGAACUUGAGCCAAGUGUUGGACAAACAAAAAGAAAAGCUUGAAAAGAUGAGAACCUUCAUGCACUGGAGGCUUCAGCACGCUGAGGCCAAAGAAGAAGCUCAUGCUUUUCAGGUAGCACGGCAGCACUACAAUUUGCGGCUAAAGAAGAAAGUGUGGUUAGGCUGGCACAGCCUCAUUCAAAAACACUGGAAGGUCAUGGUGGAGCGAGCUUGUCAAUCAAAAGCUGAAGAGGUCUGCUCUCGCCUGUCUACAGAGUAUGAGGCCAAGCUAGAGGAGCACUGCAAGGCUCAAGAGAAGGCUCAGGUGGAGAUUCGCAGGCUGCGAAUAGAGCGAGAGCGCUACGAAGAGUCGAUGAAGAAAGCCUUCAUGAGGGGUGUUUGUGCUCUCAACAUGGAGGCUCUCAGCAUGUUCCAGUCCACAGAGGGACGACCAGAGCAGCCCCCCCUUCAUGAACAGCAUGAUUUUGCACCUGCUGAAGAUGAGCCUAGAUCAGCUCCACCAGCUCACAUUCAGCCAUAUCCCUCCACCUCGACAAGGUUUAGUCCAGUUCACUUCGACCACCCAGAGUCUUCUCACAGGGCACACGAUGAUGUGGUGGGAUCCAGAGCUCCAGUGUCCCACGAAGAACUACUCCCUCCCACCUCAGUGGUGCACAGCUCUCUCCCACUUGGUGGCAUUGCAAGUUCACACAAACAGGUCAGUGGUCGUAUUGUGACAGCACCUCAACAAAAACCAUCUAAGACUGUCACUGCUCGCAUCACCGCGCGGGCCAAUGUUGGUAAAUCAGCACGCAGCAACCUGCAGGUGAUGGGAGUGGCUCCACCCAUAAGCUCUGUGGUGGUGGAACGUCAUCAUCCUGUCACACAGCUCACUGUUGGACAGGCCACAUCUGCUAAGUUUCCUCGAUCGUCCCAGCUGAGACAAGCCUCCACUACAGGCAGAGCUUCCUCCAGGACACACACCAGCUCAUGCCACGUGCACUCAAUCAAAGUGGUUGACUGAUCGCACACUCGCCAUGUCUAGAUGUAGAAUUUAGUUCAUUCUAUUCAGUAACAACUGAAAACAUUCAUUUUUUUACCUGUUUUAUUGCGGCUUUACUUCGUGAACACAGCACGUUUUUCUCAGGAAAGUAGUACACAUUUUUAAGUAUUAUUGGUACAACAGCUAAGAAUAUCAAAAUGAAGAUUUUUUU